Penicillium verrucosum is the source of this 348-nucleotide messenger RNA. RefSeq lists its product as uncharacterized. The coding region runs from base 1 to 348 and encodes 115 amino acids. NCBI's taxonomy places the organism in Eukaryota, Fungi, Ascomycota, Eurotiomycetes, Eurotiales, Aspergillaceae. The record is from RefSeq and is a predicted model, not a curated record. The transcript has a single exon.
AUGACGGCCGCGAAAUUGCCCAGGGCUUUCUGGUCCACUUCGGAGGAGGCCAUCCAUAAAUCCCACGACCCAGGAAUUGGGGAGUCUGGGCAGAUAGAGUCAGCCAUAUUGGUCAUUGGCUUCAAGCAACAGGCGGAGUGGAGGUUCGGAAAAGACCAAUUGACCGAAAGAGAACUCAAUCGCGAAGCUAGGGAUGCACCAACAAAGAAGGGAAUAGGCGAAGACAGCUUGGACUUACCAAAAAGCAUGCAAACAGAAUUUCAAAUAAUAAUCAAACGCAGCGACUGGAUCAUGCUCCAACCACGCGCGUAUUCCCAGGCCGCGGGCCAAUUGACCUGCGAAAUCUAG